This is a messenger RNA of Carya illinoinensis, 1567 nucleotides long. RefSeq names its product SWR1 complex subunit 2. Gene Ontology annotation, molecular function: ATP-dependent H2AZ histone chaperone activity. Gene Ontology annotation, cellular component: nucleus. The coding region runs from base 279 to 1364 and encodes 361 amino acids. NCBI's taxonomy places the organism in Eukaryota, Viridiplantae, Streptophyta, Magnoliopsida, Fagales, Juglandaceae. Gene Ontology annotation, biological process: chromatin remodeling; regulation of DNA-templated transcription. The transcript has 10 exons. The record is from RefSeq and is a predicted model, not a curated record.
AAGCCCAUUUUAAAGGCCUUUUUGUUGGAAUCGAAAACGCGAGCCACGUGCACCUGGUUCCGCCCUACCAACAUCCCUGCCGUGAACCGUCGGCUCCCCGCUGUUGCAAACCCCAUCGGUCCCUCGCCGGGAUAAAACCCCGGACGAGAACUGCUACUUCCGGAUUUUUAGAAUAUCAUUUCGAUCGGAAUAUAUAUUUAUAUAUAUCUAGCUCCGUUUUGCUGUAGAACUAUUUCAAAUUCCUUCGGAGCUUGCGUUGAAGGAGAAAAAGUAGAACGAUGGAAACCUCAAAAGACCCAGAGGCCCCUAUCUUUCUCGAUCGCGGCUCUCGAGCGACACGAGGAAAGAGGAUGACCAAGUUGCUGGACGAUGAAGUUGAGGAGGAUGAGCUGUUCUGGAACCAGGAAGCUCUUAAAGAGGAAGAGAACGAUAUUAAUUAUGAAGCAGAGCCAGAGGUUGCUGACGAGUUUGAUAGCGACUUUGAUGAAGAUGAGCCCGAGCCCGAUGAAGAAGUAGAUAACGAUGCGGAUGACAGGACGCGUAAAAAGAAGAGAUUAAUAUUCCCAGGGAAACCUGUACCGAAAAAGAAAAAGAAAAAGAAAGACCUUUCGAAGUUAGAGGCCGGUACCAAGGAUGAAAAACCAACUCAAAAGUCGGCCUCGCCUGAACACCACGAUGUCCCUGAUGACAACGGAGAGAGAACGGUGAGGAAAUCUACUAGAACUUCGGUCAUUGUUAGGCAAGCUGAGAGAGAUGCAAUACGUGCAGCUCUGCAAGCAACAAUGAAGCCAAUAAAAAGGAAAAAAGAAGGUGAGGAGAAGAGGAUGACACAAGAAGAGAUGCUUUUGGAAGCAGCUCAAACAGAAAUCAUGAACUUGAGGAACUUGGAACGUGUUUUAGCAAGGGAGGAAGAAGUUAAGAAAAGAGCAAUUGUGCAUAAAGCCGUCUACAGUGGUCCACAGAUACGAUAUUAUUCAAAAGAUGGUUCUUCAUAUUUAGAAUUCAGUAAAGGAUUGUCAUUUCAGUCAGAGAUUUCUACAUUGUCUGUUCCAUAUCCAGAAAAAGCUGUAUGUGCAGUUACUGGUUUGCCUGCCAGGUACCGCGAUCCAAAGACAGGGCAACCUUAUGCAACAAAAGAAGCUUUUAAAAUAAUUCGCGAGCGUUUUGCUGAUGAAAGCAGUGGGGUCCCAAAGGAUAUGAACAUGGGGGACUUGUUUGAUUCAUUAUCUGCGAAAGGAUUUUCAGCCAAGCGGAAGAGAUCAGUAACAUCAAAUAAAAGUGAAGUAUCAUAUUUUCGAUACUUGGCCCGUUUCCGAAGAAUUCCUGCUCUUGAAAGCGACAGUUAUGCAGAUGAUGAUGAGUGAAACUUAAAGAUGCGACAUUUCAUGAAAUUAUAACAUUGACUUGUUUUGGUGACUGCUCCAAUUUUCUUCUUGGGCGUAUUUAUUUUAGGAUAACGAGAUUUCGCAUUUGAUAGAAGCUCUUGUAUAAACACGUCUUAGAGGUAAUACAUUUGAACAGUAGUUAAAAAGUCCUUUUUAUUAUUAUAAAUUUUUUUUAUUCGUAA